Messenger RNA from Cololabis saira (Pacific saury), 1070 nucleotides. RefSeq names its product short coiled-coil protein a (gene scoca). The transcript is spliced from 4 exons. The record is from RefSeq and is a predicted model, not a curated record. Lineage: Eukaryota; Metazoa; Chordata; Actinopteri; Beloniformes; Belonidae. Bases 179 to 421 code for a protein of 80 amino acids. Gene Ontology annotation, cellular component: trans-Golgi network.
GAAGCCGCAGCGCCCCCUGCCGGUGAAACAGCGUAGCUGCAGUUCAUCAUCUUCAUCCUCCUCAUCGCUGUAGUCCGAGAGCAGGACAAAUACCCCCAACGGUGAAGCUACUCUUUUGCCUGUAGUGGACGGUGAAGCUGCAGCCCUGCAUCCCAAACAGGAGGACGAGCUUUUCAUCAUGAGCUGCGACAUAGAAGGAGACAUGGAGAACCGGGUGGAGCUGGAGGAGAAGACGAGGCUGAUCAAUCAGGUUUUGGAACUCCAGCACACCCUGGAAGACCUGUCGGCGCGGGUCGACGCCGUCAAAGAGGAGAACCUGAAGCUGAAGUCGGAGAACCAAGUCCUCGGUCAGUACAUCGAGAACCUCAUGUCGGCCUCCAGCGUCUUCCAGGCGACCGACAACAAGGCCAAGCGGAAGUGAGCCGGCCGACCUCGCAGGACGCCUGACGUCCCCGGUGGCAGCUGGGAGAGGAACGCCACCGCGGAGAUGUGGAGACGGGUUUGUUUUCUCAGGAGAACCAGAGCUUUCUGUAACGUUCGUUUACUCCAGACAGAACUAACUAUGUUAACGUCACUCAUCCCGCCGGCUCAGAAAUAAACGCUAACCUGACCCUCCGUCCUCCUCUCCACGCGGCAGACGGCCACCCACGGUGGCCAAGGGUCGUUUGAGUUUUACUGACGCCGGCAAGUGUUUGUAAAGUCAUCCUGGGUGUUUUCAGAUUUCUGUUUUUGACGACCGUGUGAUCUCCCGUGGACUUAUUUCAGCGUUAUGUUCUACUUCGGAAAUGUCUCGGCUCUGGUUCAUGCUUCUUAUUUUGUGGCGUAUUUAGGGGGACGGCUGGAUCUUUGGUUUGUGUCGGGUCUCGUGUUUAUCAGAACCGGAGCGCAGGUAAAACCAAACAGUGUUAAAUAGAGCGACACACGUACUUGAUGGCAUGUAUUACAAAUAUGUUAAGCGUCUGUGUGAUAGAUGACUGUGUCUAAAUCAAUAUUCACUGGAACAUGUACAGUAGAGUAACUGAAAACUUUCUAAUAUGCUUGAUGUAUAAAGUAAAAGCACAUAAACUGAA